GGACCACGCCCACUUUAAGGACAGCACUACCGGUAACAAAGUAGCGCUGCUGAUUCAGUGUUGUAGAGUAACAGUGUCUCCAGCAUGACUGUCAGGAGAUCCUCCAGAGCAAGCAGCGCCGGGCGCAAAGUGACGCCGAUGAGAGCUGCAGCUGCCCCGUCAUUCUCCUAUUUCCAAACACACGGCUCUAAACGCAGUCGAAGUGCUCCUCGAGGUCGCCAGCUUUCUAAGUUAAAAGGAUAUGGAUGCAACAAAGACAGAGUAAUGAAGGCAGAUGGAAGAUGUCUGAAUGGAGGAACGUUGACUUCAGCUCAUGGCGAGCAGGGCACGUCUGCUGCCGGCGCCUCUGAGGACUUCAGCCAGGACUCCACAAGUAUAGUGAUGCCCUCCGGUGUCUCCAGCUUCCUAUUGGAUUGCUUGGAUGUCGAUUCUCCAGCUUCAGACGAGGACUCGACGCUUUCAUCCAUCGAGGAGUUUCGCAGAGCUGACAAUUAUGAUGGAGGAAGUGCUUUACCUGGAGAUGGACUGAUGGACGGUGUGAAGAACUCCACUCUUCUUGAUCUCAGUCACGCGCAGGAUAUCGCUCUGCAGCCGCUUCCAAACCUCUCCUCCAUUCUCGAACUGUCAUUAGACCCUGCUGAAGAGAAAGAGAGAGAAUUUUCUUUGUCACCCGUUAGGCUGUCUCCUGCACGUGUGUCCUCUGACCGCUCGGCCUCAGGUGUAGCAUCAGGUACAUGUUUCUCUCCGUGUGUCAGUUACAGUAGAUCACAUGACAGAUCUGUUUCCUUGAGAUCAGUGCAGGAGAGAACACCUGUGAACACCAGACCUGUCAUUCUGUCCCCUGCUGGGAAAAAGUGUUUUGCAGAGAAGAGAAAACUAAUAAAAUGCAGAAAAGUGACGUUCAGUGAUAUUGUGAGGGUUCGAAACGUGUCAAGCCAUAGACGUGAUAAGACAGAGCAGCGGGACGAGCGGGUUCAGCCGAGAUCAGAGGAAUCCUCAGAUAUUCCCUCUGGGCCUGUGAGAUUCUUUGUCUUUGCAGACGAGUGUGAGAGAGAAUCCUUUUUCCACAGACUGAAACAAACGCGCUCGUUUACGUUUCCUGCCAAACCGGUAACUCUCUUCCUUAUUCCCCAUAGAGACACUUUUGACACUGAAAGGGGAUUCAUGAUCCCUUCGGCAUGUGUUUCUGUUCUUUAUAGAUCCUCUCCACCAUCUGAGAGCACUUCAGCACAAGUGCAGUUUGAUCGGGAGCAAAUCUGACCAGCAGAGGGCGACUCAGACUCGCAGUGAACAGCGUUAGAUUUCUACACAUAUUUAUUUUUAUCUGAAUAUAAUGUCCAUGCAGUGUUUUUAGCUUUGCUGUUCUCCUGAAGACCUCAAGAGUGAUGAAUAUGUAUUUAUCUGGGUCAGACUGUUCAAGCAAACAGCAGGGAUGAUAAAUAUACAACUCGUCCUCUUAUGGAACAUAUGUGAAAUGAAGUUACGUAAUCUGCACUUCACUGAUGAUUUUAUGAUGAAAAUGAGAAGCCAGCGAUGCCUUGCAGUGCCAGCUAAAGUGGAAUAUAUGACAUUUUACAUGUAAUUUAAUGGGAAGAGAAACUUAUAAAUGAAAUUAUUUAUAUUAGAUGUUUAUGUGUAAAAGAUUAACAAAUACUAAAAGACAAAUAAAGAAUAUUGUGCAACUGAUCUUGAGUUACAGAAUUCUCUUUUUGUGCAAAAACAGGAUGAAACGCUCGUGUCUCAUGAGUUUAAUGCCUCGCAUUGGGUGGAAUAUUUUAUGAAAAAUCAUGCUUUGUUG
Molecule: messenger RNA, 1798 nt
Organism: Megalobrama amblycephala (Wuchang bream)
Lineage: Eukaryota; Metazoa; Chordata; Actinopteri; Cypriniformes; Xenocyprididae
Exons: 9
Coding region: 85-1260 (391 amino acids)
Source: RefSeq, a predicted model, not a curated record